GUACCACUGUUGUACCAGUUACUGGAGGUAGAGUAAGGAUGUCGCCCGGGCGAAGCAGCAGCAGCAGCAGCGUUAUGGAAGUAGACAAGAAGAAGAACUCGAGGUUGCUCACCUUCGUCACCAAGAUCGAGAUAUUGGACAAGCUCAAGACGGGGUUCCGAGUUAGUCACCUGGCACGCGAGUAUGGCAUCAGCGACUCUACCAUUGGCAACAUGAGAAAGAACGAAGAUGUCAUUAGAUUACGAGCGAGUACCGCAGAGGGAAUUCAGGAACUGGAAUACUUAAGGGCUAAGAAAAUCGCUGAGGAGAGAUACAAGAAACUUAAUAAUUCUGAGAAUACGAAAAAGGCCGAAGAAAGAAUUCAAGAAUUCAGCGACUUUGAGGAAAGAAAAGAUGCAGAUGUACGGAUUCAGGACACGGAUAAUUUCAAGGAAGCGGAAGUUGUUGAUAGAAUUGAAGAAUUGGGCAAUAUGGAGAGCAAGAAGGAUGUCAAAAACCGAAUUGAAGAAUUAGGUGCUUUUGAUGACCUGAAAGAUUUAGAAAACAAACACGGAGGGUUACCUCCUGAAGGUAGUAAAUACACUAAAGAGGAACAAAUGGAGUAUCAAGACAGAGCGGAAGUGGCAGAAAACACAAACAAUUCUGCAGGUCAGUCUUCAGAUUCCACCCAGGAGUCUCCUGUACCCACUAGAGGGAACUACGAACCACUUAGUAAUGGUCUCAAAGGAAAGUGCAAGCGAGUGUGUCCCAACUGCACGUGUCUGGUGGCUGUACGUAAGUACACCUGUGAGUGCGGUUACAACUUCAAACAGGAGAAGAAUCUCAGAAAAAAUAAGAGGGACGCCCACCUGCUGGUCAUGGGGAAGCGCGCCAGUCAGAACAGGAACCUUUGGAGAGCGUUUGAUGCUGUUGAGAAGCAGAGCAUCAAAAUACAAGGGGGAGGAUACAAGAUUGUCUCCCUCUACUACAAAGAGUGUCCCACGAGGAACCAAAAAGGGAUCAUAUCUGGCAGCUGGCUCAAGGAGGAGGACGCCAACCUUCUCGUACAGUUCUUCUGCAAAGUGAUAGAAUCAUCACGGAACAGAGAUGAGGAACAGAGACAAGAGAUGCAACAGGAAGAGGAGCUCCCAUUGUUGCAAAACAUGCAGGAUAUCAAGCAAGAGGACUUGCUACCACAGUACGAGGACCAUGAGGAGCAACUACCGCUGUUGCAGAACAUGCUGUGUAUCAAGCACGAGGACUCCCCACCUGAACACAUGCAACAAGAGCAGCAACAACCAUCAUCGUUGCAAAACGUGAUAUACAUUAAACAGGAAGACUCACUAGUGCAGGAUAUGCAACAAGACCCUCUUGCGCAAGACGUGAAACAAGGCGAACAACCACCACAGUCGCAUAGCAUACCAGAUGUUAAGCAAGAGGCGCCGGCACUACAGAGCGUGCAACAAGAUCAUAUAUCAUAGGAGGUACAAUGAAUGAAUGUAAUUCAACAAGAACCAUAACAUUUUUGUGAUAUGGUUAAUUACUUUGUAUGUAAGGUUAGCUAUGUACACUGAGAGGUGAAUAUCUUACGUAUAUUCACUAAGAGUUAUGUCUCUCAGUCUGUAUACACCAAGAGGUGUAUAUCUCUUGUGUAUAUACACUGAGCAGUGUAUGUCUCAGUCUACAUUGAGAGAUGUAUAUUGUGUAUAUACACUGAGCUGUAUGUUUCUCAUGUCAUUAUACACUUCAGAGGUAUUUAUGUCUCUGUCGAUAUACACUGAGUGUAUAAUCCCUAUUUUAGGGAUUAAAGUGAUUUUGACUGGUGGUGUAUAUGUGACACACAGCCUUAAUGACUCUUUGCGUUGUCGAUAAGCUUCAAGGUCAGUUGACUACCAAUGUAAAGUGGAAGGAACCACAUAGGAAUAACGACUUGGUAAAAGUUAGCCUCCUUAAUGUUCUGUUAUCACCUGUUUUCUCAUUGGCCUGUCUGUUUCAUUCUUUUUUAUCGAGUUGCUACUGACAGCCAACACCAGAUUUAGUUGAAGUAGAAGGAAUAGUUGAAAUGGGAUACAGUAGAAGCCCCAUAUCUGUGAAUUCGAUUUUCAUGGAUUCAGUUAUCCACAGUUUACCGUGUCCCGAAAAUAACCCUUAAUUUUGCUUAAUAACGGCCCCAAAGUGCAAAAAUAGUGACGGUGGCAGUUCUUCAAAGCCUAAGAGAAUCCGUGAAGUGCUUCCCAUCAAUGUAAAAAAUGAUAAUUCUCAAUACAACAAGGAAAAAAUUGUAUGCUGAACUCACUAAGAUGUGCGGCAAGAAUGUAUCUUCCAGUCAUGAAGUAUAACAACGUACAGUGUACUUUAUUAUUAUUAUUUAAUGUCGGUAAUGUUUUAUGGUGCAUAAUUUAUCAAUUAAAUUUUAUCAUAGGUGUGUAAGCAAAAAAUGACAUAUAUAUAGGGUUUGCUAAUACCUGUAGUGUUGGGCAUCUGCGGUAGAUCUUGGGAUGUACCGUAUUUCGUGGCUUAUAAGACAUGGCUUAUAAGACUUGUUUUAGUUUUAAUGGCUCAGCAUCGGACGUAACUGGGAGAGCUACAGCCCACGUCACACUCCAAACUUAUAGCUCCUGUCACUGACCUUCAAUUUAUAAGAUGCAGGCUGGUUUUUGGAGACAUUUUAUGGAAAAAAUGCAUCUAAUAGGACGCAAAAUACGGUAUCCUUCUACAGUUAUACCAGGGACUACUGUACUCAUCAUUUCUAGUUCAGUGGUAGACUAUACUGGAGACUGUUUAGGAAAAAUUCUCUUAUUCUUAUCCCCUUCUCAAGGGAGGUGCCUUGAUGCUGGUGAGGGGCUCUUGAUCCAAGGAAUUGGAAUUGUCCUCCCCUUCCUUAGAUCAAACCAGAUUGCCUCCCAUUUCCCAAGUGCUGUUUAACCCGUAUGAUUUUAAUGCCUCCUUCCCCGAUUGUGGUAAUUUCUGCAUAUACAGUAUUGUACGCAGUUCUUAUGUACAGUUGAUCCAUGAACAGCAUGGGGGUAAGAGGGCAACAACCCCCCGCAUAGUCGAAAAUCCACAUAUAAAUUUUAACUCCCCACAAACUUAACUACUAAAAGCCUUACCGAUAAACAAUCGACAAACGCAUAUUUUGUAUGUUAUAUAUUUUUUAUUGUUAUUAACACACUGGCCGAUUCCCACCAAGGCAGGGUUGCCCGAAAAAGAAAAACUUUCACCAUCAUUCACUCCAUCACUGUCUUGCCAGAAGGGUGUUUUACACUACAGUUUUUAAACUGCAACAUUAUACAGUGGAACCUCAAAUAUCGAACUUUCUUCGGUCCAGACGGCUGUUUGAGUGUCUUUACCGAAUGAAUUUAUUCCCAUCAGGAAUAAUAUAAAUUAGAUUAGUCCAUUUCAGACCCUCAAAAAUACACACUUAUAAAAGCACUUACAAAAAUACACUUACAUAAUUGGUUGUGUUGGGAGCAGUUCGAUUUUUGAGGUUCCACUGUAUACUGUAUUCUUGCAUUAAAGUAAGCUAGAGAAUAGAAAAUUUAUUAAGAAAAUCAUAAGGAAGAGAAAAUACAUUUACAGUACUGUAGUGUAUUUAUGGAUACUGUAAAUUUAUGUCUGACUGUCAGUACCUUCAUUACUAUUGUCUUGUACAAAACACUAUGUGUUAUAUGUAUUACUAACACUAGACUUCAAAAAUAAAAAAAUGAUGUGAAAAAGACUGAUUGUGUGAAUGAUGGUGAAAGUUUUUUUUUUGGGGGGGGUCACCCUUCCCCUGUGGGAGAUGGCCAGUGUGUUAAUAAUAUUAUUU
Cherax quadricarinatus is the source of this 3787-nucleotide messenger RNA. NCBI's taxonomy places the organism in Eukaryota, Metazoa, Arthropoda, Malacostraca, Decapoda, Parastacidae. The record is from RefSeq and is a predicted model, not a curated record.